Messenger RNA from Eucalyptus grandis, 1118 nucleotides. RefSeq lists its product as uncharacterized. The coding region runs from base 131 to 913 and encodes 260 amino acids. NCBI's taxonomy places the organism in Eukaryota, Viridiplantae, Streptophyta, Magnoliopsida, Myrtales, Myrtaceae. The transcript has 2 exons. The record is from RefSeq and is a predicted model, not a curated record.
CCACCAGCACCACACCCGCCCCCGUCGUUCAAUUCCCACAUAAAAGAUAUUCCACGCAAUCCACCUCUCCCACCGUCCCUCUCUCUCUCUCUCUCUCUCUCUCUCUCCACUCACACAACGCACAGAAGACAUGGCCAUGGCUGACGCCAGUUACUCAUCAAUAUGUCUGGUGGGUAUAAUGGAUCGACUUUGGUUCCACCAAAUCAUUUUCUUCUCCGAGCCCGUUCCAUCGCUCUCUGGCUCCAAAACCCAAGAUCCACAAGAACCCGACUCGGCCACUGUGAUUCAACGUCAACCUUCGAGCAUGCCCGAGUUGCCACCUCCCGAUUCAGAACUUCAUUCGAUGGCUGAAGAAUCGCCACUUGCAGGCUAUAGUUUCUCCUCGUUGGAUCCAUCGGAUUCUUCAAUGGAUGACACCAACAAAAGUGAAGAUGCAGAGGAGGAAAUCAGACCAACGAGGGUGACUCAUCUUAUCGCAAGCAGAGCACGGCGUUCGCAUUCCUCGUCGCCAUCAACUCAGAAGAGGCCAAGAAAGCAAUCCUCCGAAGCCAAGAAACUGCUGAAAUCCAUGAGUUGCAGGACCUUCGAGGAGCUGGAAAUGAAGGAAGUGAAAGGGUUCAUGGACCUGGGCUUCAUCUUCAAGAAGGAGCACCUGAGCCCGCGAAUGGUGAGUGUCGUCCCGGGCUUACACAGGCUCGGACGGGACGCGAGCAUACCAGAAAGCGCCACGAACGACGAGGAGGGGAAGCGAGAGAUCAUGAGGCCAUAUCUAUCAGAAGCGUGGCUCAUAAAGAGACCCGAUUCGCCUCUGCUGAACUUGAGGGUGCCCCGGGCGUACGAGGCUUCCGACAUGAAGAAGCACCUGAAGUUCUGGGCUAGGACAGUUGCUUCUGAGAUUCACCAGGAGUCUUGACCCCUUUGUGAAGAAGAAAAACCCACAACAAUUUCACUUAUUCGCCAUCGUUAAGAUCAGCAUGAAAUCAUUAGUCCAACUAUGAUCUCAUGCUAACAGAUGGAACUGUAAAAAGAGGAUAUGGUGGGGUUGUGGGUAAUGCUUGUGCGUGGAUGGGACUUUGAAUGAAAAAAGUGCAAAUGAACAUUUUGUCGUUUACUUGUAA